Molecule: messenger RNA, 2116 nt
Organism: Oncorhynchus gorbuscha (pink salmon)
Lineage: Eukaryota; Metazoa; Chordata; Actinopteri; Salmoniformes; Salmonidae
Product: poly(A) RNA polymerase, mitochondrial-like
Exons: 3
Coding region: 1076-1468 (130 amino acids)
Source: RefSeq, a predicted model, not a curated record
AGUUGUCAACAGAGGAAGUCCAUAUAAGUCUCCGUGUGCGGGUGUAGUGCUGUAUUAAUGAAAAACUAUGCGAAUGCUAUGUGUUACAGUCAUAGGGUUGCUUUGUAGUUCCGUUUUUCUUUUUAAUUUUCCUUAAUUUCCCCGUAAUAUUUGUUUUCCAUAGGCGAACGUAUUCAGGUGAAGGAAGCUCAGAGAAAGACUUGCCGUUCAUCAGAUUCAAUUGAAUAGUUCGGUAUAUUCCAAUAGUGUGAAACUGCAGCCAGCAAUUCGGGGCGUUCCUGCUGCAUGUGGGCAAGUCUUUCAUCAUACUCCAGCUGGUUAAGCUAGCACCCAGUGUCCUUCGACUACUAAAAAGCUUCCUUUACCGUCGUUAACAGCACUGGGGGAAACCAGUGCCCAACAAGCGGACGAAGGACACUGACUAACGUACAGGUGUAUGGCUAGCUAUCUACCGUUUGCGCCCCGACGGAGUUAAUCCGUUGCUGGCAUCCAACAUGAUUGUGCAUUAAUUCCUAUACACAGGAACGCAAUUUAACCCUUCUCCGAUUUUCAAACCUUGCGCUCUAUGUGCGUCAAUAACAAUACUGUGUUUUGCAAUGUCUCGUGUUGAAGAAAUAUAAGUGUUAUAUGAGAAAUUACGUAAGUGAUAGAAGUGUAAUGAAACUAAACGCAGGUGGUUGCAUUACAGAGAGCAAACAAAGUCAUUUCAAUACAAACAAUUAAAUUGAUCAGUUUGGUAUUGCACAUGAGUAAAAACCGAAUAUUAAUAUUACAGCUGACUGAGCCUUCUUUGUUCUGUUUGAGCCGUCUCUGAACAGGGGGAACACGCAUAUGCUCUUUAAUGCCACUCUCAGGGCAUCAAUGGCUUCCUCCUUUGGCGUGCAGGUUAUGUAUGAGAGGAAGCGGUAGCCUCUCAAAACGCUUCCAAUAACUAGAUUCAUGCUUUCAAAGAAAGAUCGGAACUAGUACUGCUGCUAGGAAGACCAAUGUACUCAAAAAGAAACAUGAAAUCGGAGGUUGUCAAAGAUAACUGGUGGAGUUUACCAGCAAGGGGAGCCUCACUUCACUACAUGAAAUGACCAUCAUCCCAAGCAUCGACUAUGAAGCUACAGUGCCUUUCAAGUCCAGAUUGCUGUCCCUCAAAAAGACGGGUCCUGUAGAAAUGUCUAACUGCCAGUCAGUGCCAACCAUCCCCAUCAACGACCUCAUACAGAGACAGUACCAACAAAUCACCUCCCUUACAGAGACAUACCAGCUAACAGAAGAGAAUGUCUGCUUCCUGGUCUGCUCGCUGCUGAACGACAUAGCUGCUGCAUAUUUCCCAGAAUGCAACAUUCUGCCCUCCAUGAACGGCUUCCGGAAGCUGGGCUUUGAACUAGACAUGUUUCACGACCUGGAUGACACCAAUGGAAGGAAUCUUAAGGUGCGGAUGGGGAUGGAGGAACCACAUCAGGGUCAUGGUCAGUAGGGCACAACGUAGCAAAAGGUCUUGCAACGGAAAACAAAAACAGUUUUGUUAUUGAAAUAAGUCCAGGUAGGAAUCUAAAAGAGAAGGACAUUUUAACCCUUUAUACAAGGGGUGGGCAACAUUGAUGGGGAUGGUGGCCACAGAAAAUCUGAACUCAUCAUGAGGGGCCACAGUCAGAGCCAGCCCUAGUCUUUUGGGGUCCGUAAGUGAAGCAAAACAUUUUAGUGGCCCCCCUCUUGACAGUGGAGAGAGUUUUUAAGUUAAUCUCCUACAAUUCUUGGUCACUGAUAAGCGCCUAAAUCGGAACUUACUGGCUAUACUGUAACAUACUGUAUAUAUAACGUCCCUUUAUAGUGCUGUAUGGGAUUCAACUGACAGCUGUUCAAAACGUGUGUUCCAUGCACAACAAAAAUAUGCUACUUUUGGAAAUAUUUUGUUGUCUGAGUGAGGAUGAGACAUGAAGGAUGAGGCGUUGAAGAUUAUAAUAAAUACCGCUUUGAUGUUGUAAAAGCAAACCACACGCCUGUCACGCCCUGGUCGAGGUAUUUUGUGUUUAUCUUCAUUUAUUUGGUCAGGCCAGGGUGUGGCAUGGGGUGUGUUGGUAUUGGGAUUGUAGCUUAGUGGGGUGUUCUAGUUAAGUCUAUGGCU